CCACCCUACCUCCGAAACCAAUUGAACGGUCAUCUUGCCAUCAUAUAUUCCAUGGACGGACUUACUCUUAGCAUCGCUAUCUGAAGAACGUCGUCUGCUGCCACGGAACGACCAUGUCCGACCAGGCUCACGAGCCUGAUCGCACGGAUUCCGUGAACCCUCGUACAGACCUCAAGGAGCUUCAAGAGAAUGUCCUCCCAACUUCACCAUCGACGCCCCCGGCGCAAAUAAGCAUAGACUACCCCGAAAUCUCACCACGCUCAAUCUCAUCGCUCGGCUCGUUCAUCGAGUCUGGAAUCGCAAACGCCAUCACCAUAAGUCGUGUACGGCCAUCUGAAAUACAACACCGUGACAAAGAACAUGAUCGCCGCGUCACUGAGACAUCGUUGUCUUGGCUUCACAAUCUCGAUGCCGAUGACAUGGACCUACUACCUGCGUUGCCAGCUUCGAAUAGUAGCAGCCCACGCUCAAGUAUAGCGAAGCAUACACCGCUUCCCGAUUCUCCAGGUAGCAGCACCGAGUCUGUUUGGGGAUCCCCUCAAGAAACAAGUCUUCGACGUGUCUCUCUUGCCGCCACGACAAUUCGCCAUGUGCCAGGUUCGGAGACGGAGAACUCGACUGUUAACGGAGGGUCUGAGACGAGCAAUUCUGCCACCUUUUACGCUCGCGUCUCGCCUUCGAGGUAUAGAGAUAGUUCAGCUCGGACGCUGGACACUGCUGAGCUUGAGGAGCUUGGCUGCUAUCCUGAUCGGGGCUAUUGCGAGGCUGCGUCGCUCCAAGCUGAACUCCAGGGCUGUCGGGAGUCCGUGUCGCAGACUACGGCACAGUCUGGUGAGCGUUCCGCAGGGUUCUCGGGCUCGUUCGGAGACAGAUUGAAGGAGAGGUUGGAUGUGGUCAGGCGGAAGAGUUCCAAAGCCCUUCACCACCUCCGAGCAACCAGGGGCGUUCCACAAACUGAGUACGAUCGAGACUACGACAACAGCCACGCUUCAGGGUCAGUGCCUUCAUACCAUGACUCUUCAAACGCACCUUGGACACUACCUAGUCAUCGCGGUGGACAUGGACCUCAUGACUUUCAAUUAGGGUCGCCAUUGCACCUGGCACCGGGACACGGCCGUCCGAUGGGUUAUGUACAGCAGUAUCUACACGACCAAGCAAACACGGUGUAUCAGAGUCCAGACGACGGUUUCCUGCCAGAGGAGCGUCAGUUACCUCCUCCGCUUCCGCCGCGCCGGAGGAUGCAUGCGUACGGCUCUGAGCAUUAUGAUCGUCUCCUGCAUCAGGGGAGAUACACGUACGUGCCUGGAUAUGAUGAUUUUUCCACGCUGCAGGGAAGACACACGUACAUGCCUGGAUAUGAAGAUUUUUCCACGCUGCAGGGAAGACACACGUACAUGCCUGAGCAGUAUAAUGCUCCCUUGCAUCAGGGAAGACACACAUACAUGCCUGGAUAUGAUAAUUCUUCCACGCGCCAGUCAAGACACGCACAUGUCGCUGAGCAUCACGCUCUUCCCUCGCAUCAGGGAAGCCACACAUACAUGCCUGAGUAUGAUAGUCCUUCCACGCGCCAGUCAAGACACGCACAUGGUCUUCCCUCGCAUCAGGGAAGAAAUGCAUACAUCCCUGAGCACCACGCUCUGCCCACGCAUCAGGGAAGAUACACACGCGCGCCUGAGCAUUACAAUCUUCCCACACGCCAGCCAAGAAACACAUACGUGCCUGAGCAGUAUAACGUUGCCUCGCAUCAGGGAAGACACACAUACCUGCCUGGAUAUAGUAAUUAUUCUACGCGCCAGUCAAGACACGCAUACGUCCCUGAGAAUCAUACUCCUACCACGCAUGAGGGAGGACACACAUACGUCCCUGAACAUCACGCUCUUCCCUCGCAUCAUCCUCUUCCCCCAUAUCAGGAAAGACACAGCUACAUGCCCGAGCACUACGCUCCCACACCGCACCAGUCAAGAAACACAUACCUCCCAGACCAUCAUACUCUUCCCACGCACGAGCCAGGAAACACAUCCAUCCCAGCGCACCACGCCCCUCCCCCACACCCUCCAAAAACCCCAUACCCCCCCAAACACCACGCUCUCUCCCCCAACCACCAAAUCCCCCAACCCACCCAACAGCCCAAACCCCCUCAAACCCCAGCCUACACCGCCCACUCCAAACCCUCCUUCAGCACCGCACCAUCAUCAUCAUCAUCAUCAUCCUCAUCCUCGACAUCCACAGGCGGUAACACGGUGCCCGCAGCGCACCACCCGCUUCCGCGCCCCGGGGUUCUGACGUCGUUGCAUGGGCCGUUGCCGUGUUUGAGCGAGGAUGGAAAGGCGGAGAUUGCGCUUGCGGCGUGGGCGAGGAGGGAGGGCGGGUGGUUUCAACCUGUUGGACGGGGGGGGAGGGGGGGGUUGCCUGCUUGGGUUUGGGAUUAA
This is a messenger RNA of Pseudovirgaria hyperparasitica, 2429 nucleotides long. RefSeq lists its product as uncharacterized. NCBI's taxonomy places the organism in Eukaryota, Fungi, Ascomycota, Dothideomycetes, Acrospermales, Acrospermaceae. The record is from RefSeq and is a predicted model, not a curated record. Bases 114 to 2429 code for a protein of 771 amino acids. The transcript has a single exon.